This is a messenger RNA of Drosophila sechellia, 2622 nucleotides long. It is a transcript of the gene moody, whose product is annotated as G-protein coupled receptor moody. Gene Ontology annotation, biological process: G protein-coupled receptor signaling pathway. The transcript is spliced from 5 exons. Gene Ontology annotation, cellular component: membrane. Gene Ontology annotation, molecular function: G protein-coupled receptor activity. Bases 92 to 2104 code for a protein of 670 amino acids. Lineage: Eukaryota; Metazoa; Arthropoda; Insecta; Diptera; Drosophilidae. The record is from RefSeq and is a predicted model, not a curated record.
GGUGGUCAGCGAGGCAAGUUAGUCAGAGACCAGAAGAAGUGCAGACCAUAGGAAGUCGCGAGCUCGCGAAAUUCUUUUGACUUAAAAAAGCAUGAGUGAUGAGACAACUAUUAGCCUGGAGGACGGCUAUCCCCCUCUGGAGGCGUUGACAACUAUGGUUCCCCCCGCGGACGCGACUGGUUUCUCGCAGUCGCUUUUGACCUUUGCCGCGGUCAUGACCUUUCUCAUAAUGAUUGUGGGCAUAUGCGGCAACCUGUUGACCGUAGUGGCCUUGCUGAAAUGUCCCAAAGUUCGCAACGUUGCGGCUGCCUUUAUCAUCAGCCUCUGUAUUGCCGACCUGCUCUUCUGCGCCCUGGUGCUGCCUUUCCAGGGUCUGCGGUUCGUACAAGGAACCUGGCGACAAGGCCAGGUGCUGUGUCGCCUCAUUCCCUUUAUCCAAUACGGAAACAUAGGGGUAUCCCUGCUGUGCAUCGCAAUGAUCACGAUCAAUCGGUAUGUGAUGAUCACACACCACGGACUAUAUGCCAGGAUCUAUAAACGCCACUGGAUUGCGGUGAUGAUCGCCGCCUGCUGGCUGUUCUCCUACGGCAUGCAGCUCCCAACGCUUCUGGGAGAGUGGGGUCGCUUUGGCUACGACUCGCGCUUGCAGACCUGCUCCAUCAUGACAGACGAUCAUGGGCACAGCAGCAAGACGACGUUGUUUAUCACCGCCUUCGUCAUCCCUUGCCUGGUUAUCAUUGCCUGCUAUGCCAAGAUCUUCUGGGUGGUUCACAAGUCGGAGCAGCGCUUGAAGCGGCAUGCCACCAAGCAAAACUCCAUACCCAACAACCUGCGUCCCCUGGCCACUACAGGAUCAGGAGCCCUGCCCUCCGGCGCGGAGUCCCAGCCAAGCAACCGCGUCUCCUCGGACAGCAGCAGUAGCUUCUCCAACGAUGUGCCGGAGACAGCACCCAGCGGCAAACAGCAGCCAACCCGAGUCAAGGAUCAGCGUGAAGUACGCGCCAAGCGGAACGAGUGGCGCAUCACUAAGAUGGUGCUGGCCAUCUUCCUGUCCUUCGUCGUCUGCUACUUGCCUAUCACAAUUGUUAAAGUGGCCGACAAGAAUGUGGAGCACCCCAGCCUCCACAUCUGCAGCUACAUCCUGCUCUACCUGUCGGCUUGCAUUAAUCCGAUCAUCUAUGUCAUCAUGAACAAGCAGUACCGCAAGGCCUACAAGACGGUGGUUUUCUGUCAGCCCGCCCGCCUUCUGCUGCCCUUCGGAAAGACCAAUGGCGCUAGCAGCGCAGCAGAGAAAUGGAAAGAUACCGGGUUGAGCAACAACCACAGCCGCACAAUCGUCUCCCAGAUGUCGGGGGGAACGGGAGCCGCAUCGGGAGCAGGGACGCCAACGGGAACAGCAGCUGUGGCGGUGGUGCAGACCCCACCGGAGGUCCAACAAACCCAAGCCUUGGAGAUGCUGUCGCGGGGACCGGACCUAAUCAGCAAAUCGAACCUCCCGCCGCCGACCGUUACGCCUCCGCCACCCUCGGUACUCACGGCGACACCCAACGGAAGCAACAGCAACAGCCUCAGCCUGCGACUGCCGCUCAAGAAGAACAAUCAUUGCUACACCAACAGCGGCUUCAACAGCACCACACCCAGCCCCAGCAGCGGCUUGGGGAUCGGGAUCAGCAGCAGCUCCAUUUACCGGCCCGGAGUUGGCUCACUGGGGAGCGGCUCCGCCUCGAUCCGUCGCAUAACAAUGGUGGGGGACGACAUAAUACUGGAGGAAGAGGAAGUGCCGCCUACGCCUCCGGCGACUUCGGCGCCGACAACGCCGGCACCUCCCCCACCCUUAUCCCCACUGCAUCUGCUGUCCACGGACUCAUCAACAACAACAACCAGCGGCGGAGCAGUGGUAGCGGGGAGCAGUGCUCCAAAGCCGGCGACGCCAACGCCCCACAUCUACAUGAAUGUCGACAGCCCGAAGAGAAACCAAUACUACAUGGAACGUAAUACAAAUGCCGUAGCACCGGAAAGUGACUCCGGUCCGGCCAACACAUCCGCAACCGUCUCUGUUUCCGGCUCCAAGCUGACGGCUAAGAUGAAAUUUCCAAAAGACUAACGAAAUGCUUUAAUUCCAAAAUCAAAACAAAAAACAUGUAGUCCUUGUGCUACCAUCGUUAUAAACACAAAAUUGCCAGGAAUUGUAGAUCGGGAUAUCGUAAAUGGGUUGCGAAUGCCGUAUAUUCUUCCCCUUGCAUGAAAAGCAGAUCAUUUUCCAAGAAACUUCAAGCCUAGAUGGCUUCGUAGUUCCAUAUCGUAAGAAAUUGUUCUAUAAAAAAUUAGUUUUUAUUAAGAAUUCGCCAAAUAGCACAGAGAAUGCGUUUAAAUUGUGCCAUCGAUUACCUUUAGAUUUCCGUUUUAUUGCUAAUUUCAAAAUUAAUUGUACACUAAACAUAAACUGUAAAUCGUAUACCAAAUCUUAAUCUUUACUCAGCUAUACUGAUCGCUAGAAUGGUUUGAUUAUAAUCAAUCCUCUUUACUUUUGAGUGCCCCUCUACUUUUCGCCCUAAUAUUCUUAUUCCGCCCUAUAUUGCAUAAGCCUAAGCCUAGAUUUUUAAUAAACCCCCAAAAUCCGUA